Molecule: messenger RNA, 2588 nt
Organism: Ooceraea biroi (clonal raider ant)
Lineage: Eukaryota; Metazoa; Arthropoda; Insecta; Hymenoptera; Formicidae
Product: LMBR1 domain-containing protein 2 homolog
Cellular component (GO): membrane
Source: RefSeq, a predicted model, not a curated record
AUGGUUCUCGGUGCGUUUCUGACGGAGAUUAUAGUGGCGUUCCUGCUGGCCGGAACUUUACUCUUCAAGUAUGGAAAUGUGUUCCGGCAUCACAUUAUAGUUACCGUCUCUGUAUUGAUAGCUUGGUACUUUUCCCUAUUGAUCAUCUUCAUAUUGCCCUUGGAUGUUUCUUCGACUGUAUUUAGGCAGUGUGUAGAGCAGAACAUACACAAUAGCACAAAAAUUUCUGAUAACACAACCGUAGUACCGUUUGUCAUGUGUAGGGAGCCUUGGCCUAAUGUGCCGGAUAAUGUGUUUCCGAAUUUGUGGAGAAUAGUUUACUGGACGUCGCAAUGUCUGACAUGGUUGAUACUUCCGUUAAUGCAGUCUUACAUAAAGGCGGGAGACUUCACUGUACGCGGAAAAUUGAAGUCUGCUCUAAUUGACAAUGCUAUAUAUUACGGCAGUUACUUGUUCAUAUGCGGCAUACUCUUGAUAUACAUUGCACUGAAGCCUGGCUUGGAUCUUGACGGGCAAAAAUUGAAAGCUAUUGCGUCCUCCGCGUCCAAUACGUGGGGUUUAUUUUUACUGGUCUUGCUGCUUGGAUACGCGCUCGUGGAAGUGCCGCGAGGAUUGUGGAAUGCCAGCAAGCCUGGGUAUACUUUGAACUACAGCUACUUUAAGAUCGCGAAAUUAAGUUUGGACAAGUGCGAAGCGGAGGAAACAGUGGACGACAUACUCGAGUCGCUUCACAUCGCAACAAUAUCCAUUGGACCUGGUCAUCCAUUCCAUUGCAACCUGGAGACGAUUUUUCAAAAGAUACCUGCCGAAUUGAAGGACAGAAUGAAUAGAAGACAACUGCCUGAUGAUACUCCGACGGACACACCCACUGAAAAAUCUUUGAUUCGUCUACAUAGGCAGACUAUAAAAGCAUUGCAAACUUUGCAACGCAUAGAGACACAAUGGGGCAUUUUAGUGGAUAAGAUCUUCAGUUUGGAGGAUGUGGCAAAGAAUCAAGUGAGUCACGAUCGAAGAUUCAAGCCGUCUUUUCCUAAGCAUCGCUCGCUUCCGUUCCGCAUCAUAUACAAUCCCAUUGUGGAGUGGUAUUGGAAGUGCAUCGUGCAAAGUCACGUCUUGAAAGUGGCUGCCGUUUGCGCUGGUUGCUUGUCGGUGGCUGUAGUAUGGUCGGAAGUAACUUUCUUCAACAAGUCUCCCGUGUUGUCGUUAUUCGCUCAGUUUCUAAAUUUAGCGAAAAGGAACUACGAUUAUUUCACGAUAGAGGUACUCUCCACACUGAUUAUCGCGUAUCUUUGCUAUUGCGCUUAUUCAACGGUGCUGAAAAUCCGGGUAUUGAAUCUGUAUUACUUGGCGCCUCAUCAUCAAACGAACGAGUACAGUCUGAUAUUCAGCGGGAUGAUGCUGUGUCGCUUAACGCCACCAAUGUGUCUUAACUUUCUGGGACUUAUCCACAUGGACUCUCACAUUAUUAAAACUCAUAUCUUGGAGACGCAUUACACGCAGGUGAUGGGCCAUAUGGACGUGAUUUCCAUAAUAUCCGAUGGCUUUAACGUGUACUUUCCCAUGGCAAUUCUGGCGUUUUGCUUAGCGACGUACUUUAGCUUAGGUAGUAGAUUGCUCUCCAUGCUGGGUUUUCAACAGUUUCUCGACGACGACGAGUUUACGACGGAUCUCGUGGAUGAAGGGAGAGAACUUAUAAAGAGAGAGAGACGCAAACGGCAAAGAGCGGAGGAUUCUAUGUAUAGGCGACGCGAGAUGCAAGAAAGAUUCAAUAUUUCAGUGGGCAAGCGUUACAGAACGCCGCGACAGAGUACAGACACCGUACGUCCAUUGAAACGAGACGAGUCAGUCGAGUCGGCGCGAGCGGGUCUGCUGCACGACUUUGAUCCCGCGGAAUAUUACAUCGGCAUGACUUUCGGUGGAGAGAGCUACGGUGCGAAUAAUCAAUAUGACGUGGAAAAUCAAGACGACAACUCGUACGAUCCGAGCACCGCGAGGGCGUUCUCUACGAGUACGAGUCGCGUGGGUCCUCCGCCCAGAGGAUUGUUCGACGAUAUUUAAAGGAUAAUUAGAUGCGAACGUAGAGAUGUAAAUUGGCUUCAGGCGUUUACGUGACAUCAUCUAUCGAGCAAUGCGACGAUCGUAGAUAAUUUAUGAGAAUUAUUAGUCGUAAAAUAAUAGAGUGCAUGUUACUAUGAACAUCGUAAAAAUUGGCUUACGUGAUACUUGCUUUGAUAAUUUGGAUCGAAGUCGAGAACGAACGGUCAAGAACGCGAAUUCAGGCAAAAUUGUACUCUAAUUGUGGCAAAACACUCUCUCAUUGUGAAGUCUAUUUAUAACUUAUUAUAUUCGAUGAAGGAAGAAAGUGCGCUGUUGUUAGAGUGGUAUCGAAAUGAAAAACGCUUUUUUAUAAGAAUUAUAGUGCAAUUUAGGAGACAGAAGCUGAUAAUGGUGUAAUGAAUGUCACAUUUAAUACGAUACAUGUACAUAUAUUACGUUUAUUAGGAAAAAUAUAGUUUUAUGUCUCAAUUUUUUAUCUUCUGUUCUGUAUGAUUCGGUUUAUGUUGAUACUAAUAAAUAAUUUUUAUUUA